CGUCCCACGAGGGACAAAACGCGUCGCGGAGCAGAGGCCGCCCUUCGCGUGGCGUCACUUCCCGCCACCCGCUCAGUCAGCGGCACCAUGGCGGAGCCCGAGGAGCGGCCGCCGCCCGCCACGGCGCAGAGCGACGGCCGGAGCGACGGCGGGGAGGACGGGGGGCGGCCCGCGGCCGCGGCGGGGCCCGCCGAACCGGGCCCGCCCCCGGUCGGGUCGCCGGGCACCGAAGAGCCCGCGGGCGACGCAAAAAGGAAAAUUGACGUGCUGCUGAAGGCCGUGGGCGACACCCCCAUCAUGAGGACCAAGAAGUGGGCGGUGGAGAGAACCCGGACCAUCCAGGGCCUCGUGGACUUCAUCAAGAAGUUUCUCAAGCUGAUGGCCUCCGAACAGCUGUUCAUAUAUGUAAACCAGUCUUUUGCUCCAUCUCCAGACCAGGAAGUGGGGACCCUCUAUGAGUGUUUUGGAAGUGAUGGCAAGCUUGUACUGCAUUAUUGCAAAACUCAGGCAUGGGGAUGAAUGACUGGCCACUUGUUCAGGUUUUCUCUUCAAAAAUGGAGAAAGGACUACCUUAAACUCAAGCUGUAAACACACAGAAAGAGGGAUUUUUGCAUUGCUGCCUAUGAACCUAUGGUGCAGGUGAAUAGCAUAAGCAAAGAGCUGGUUAGACUAUAUGAUCACAUGGCUUUUUUUCUGAUGUACAUCUGGGGUACAGAAAAAACACCUGUGCCUGCCAUGUAGAGUAGAGCCAGUGUUCUUGCUGCUGACUACUUAAUUGCUGUGUCUGAAGGGAAACGAUCUCAGUUAUCUGCAGGACUGACUGGACAGCUCUGUCCAUAUGCUGUACCGAAGAAAAAAGAACCUUUUUAUUAAAAGUAAUGUCUGUUGUA
This is a messenger RNA of Onychostruthus taczanowskii (white-rumped snowfinch), 890 nucleotides long. It is a transcript of the gene ATG12, whose product is annotated as autophagy related 12. Gene Ontology annotation, cellular component: cytoplasm; phagophore assembly site membrane; Atg12-Atg5-Atg16 complex. Lineage: Eukaryota; Metazoa; Chordata; Aves; Passeriformes; Passeridae. The record is from RefSeq and is a predicted model, not a curated record. Gene Ontology annotation, biological process: autophagosome assembly; nucleophagy; autophagy of mitochondrion.